Molecule: messenger RNA, 1640 nt
Organism: Xiphophorus maculatus (southern platyfish)
Lineage: Eukaryota; Metazoa; Chordata; Actinopteri; Cyprinodontiformes; Poeciliidae
Gene: tmem154
Product: transmembrane protein 154
Exons: 8
Coding region: 101-643 (180 amino acids)
Source: RefSeq, a predicted model, not a curated record
AAAAGGGAAAAAAACGUUAAGUCAGAUCAGGAAGUGUGAUGCUGUGGCAGGACAGGAGGAAACAGACUCAGAAUGGCAGUGUGUGUCUCUGCUUGAUAACAUGACGGCCCCCCGGCUGAAGACCCCGGCUCUGUUCCUGCUGCUGCUGCUGCUCAGCGCUCUGACCGGGACAGCAUUUUGUCGAGAAGAGACGUCAAGUCAAACAAAAAACAGCAACAGUACAGCAAGAAGUCAGGUUUUUACUUCAACUCCUCCAACUAUUCCAGGGAAUAAUGACAACACCACAAACACAGCACAACCGGAAGUUCCUGAAGGAUCUGGUUCAGGUGAACCUGAUACUUCACCAGAAAUUGUGCUUAUGAAUGAUCAAUCAGGGAAUAACGGCGAUGAAACUCUUGACCAAUUCAUCCUGAUUGGUGCGGUUGUGGCGGGCAUAAUCGUUGGUGCCAUCAUUAUCGCUGGCGUUGUCGUCUGGUGCAGGUGCAGUAAAAAAGCGGGGAACCAAGAGCUUACAAAAGAAGACCCACACUUAGACGGACCAAGCUCAGAGAAGGUCCCUAUGCCAAUGUUCGAAGAAGACGUGCCAUCUGUGCUGGAACUGGAAAUGGACGAACUGGACCAGUGGAUGGAGAAAAACAGUUAGAGGAUGACACAUCCCAGGCCGUGCUUUGCUUCCAUCUUUCAUAUUCUAACUCUUUCUUGACCGUUUCUCCCCAAUCCGGAGGUGCUCAUUUCCAGUCAGGAGACAACAGUGAUGCGCUGGACACGGCGCAGCGAAGCGUCCGUCUCUAAGGAGCUGCACCUCAGAGCUCGGAUGGAGCAAUGCCUCCUGGUCGUCCCUCGGUGGAGAUAAACUGCUACUAACGAUGUCAUUACUUACGCUUUGUUCAAUGUGUUUCAUUCAGAUCCACGCACAGUGUUUCAAUGCACAUUUCAACUGAUCUUUUACACAUAAAACACAGGGGAUGAAAAAAAAAAUCUCAACCAAAUGUGUCCUCGGUGUCUCUAGAUUCACACAGUUGGUCUGUGUGUGUUCAGCUCGGCGUGUAAUGGGAAAAUAACCUUCCCCAACCCUUCCAGACAACUGCUCACUGCUCCCCCGGUGGCUUUUCCUCUUGCUCAAAUGUUACAUGACUCCCUCCAGCUGCAGGUUGUAAUGACUGUGGGCAGGCAUGACGGAGAACAUCUGUUUGUUAUCGUUUGCAGAACAGCUCUGGAUUUACACAGAGAUCGUUUUUAUUCUAAGUCUCUGAGUCGUCGAAGCGAUGAGACUCCGGCUUCCGAGGCUUUUGAUAAAUUAUUGGCCACUUCGCCGAAGCGGCCCGCUAAACAGCGACUGUUGAUCAGAUAAGAGGUACCAGAUGAAUAUCUGGACUAAAUUCCUCCGAUCGCCUGAUGCUUCUCACAGAUUUUCUUCCCCGCCGGUUUUGCCUGUAAAAGUUGUCGGAUGUGAACGAGUAAACACUGAUGCAGAUGUGAGUUCUUUCCGAUUCAGGCAGUGUCGGACGUGAACUCGCACUGUAAAUAUUUCACUGCCAAAAUGUGUUAUUGUGACAUUUCUGUAAAUAUAAAACGUGUGGAGCUUUGUUUGGCUUGUGAAGCUCUUCAGUUCCAUGAUUAAAGUGUCCCGAUGAAGAGAC